CUUGCUUGUUUUUUUUGUUCCCCCAACUAUUCAAUGUAGUUUGCGAUACAGAAAUAAUAUAGUAGUUUCCCCAAGUAUCUGAAUAUGAGUGACCGACUAGAAGAUGUAAUCAGAGGAUGUGUGAAACAAUUUGCUUCAACUUCAGAUUUCUUUACCUUCGCACAAUCUGGGAAUGGACUCUCCCUCAGUGUGCAAGACGUCACUACGAUUAUUGAAAACCACAGAUUCUCAGUUGAAGAGCAGAAGAAGAAAUUGUUGUGGCUUUGGGUUGAAAGAAAUGGAGCGAAUGCAACUCCAGAAAAAAUAAGAGAUCUUGUGAGGCAAUAUUAUGUGGCUGAUCAACGAGAUCCUGCUGCGCAUGUUGGCAGAAUUGAGAAUGUUUUUCAAGAUGUUAUAAUGCAAUUUACAUCCAAGAAAUUUAAACAGUUUGCAAGAUCAGGGCAGGGAUUAUCUCUUACUGAGCAUGAAGUCGACAGUAUCACAGAAAAUAAUAGAUUCUCAGUGGAGGAGCGCAACCUUAAAUUACUGUUUAAAUGGAGACAUUCCAGAUAUCCAAAUACUGAUGAUGCAGCUGUGAUAGAAAAAAUAAAAAUGGUGGUUGGGCUUUAUAUUCAAGAUGCAAAUCAAGUUGAGAAAGAGCAGAUUAUUCAAGAGCAAGAUGAGGCAGAAAACGAACAAUUAAGUGGAUCUGUUGGAUCUAUAUCGGAAAUAUCUGAAAACUUGAAGAAACCAACGCCACCUGAAACAUCUGCCAAAGCAAUGGCGAAUGUAAAGAGUAAUCAUGAAUAUCUUGGAAUGAUGGCAAAUUAUGUGAAACAGUUAUUUGAAUCAGUUAAAGAUUUUUCAGUGAAACCACCUGACCCAACUAGAGUUUCAGCAGUAACACCAACUCAAACAACUGAAGUUUCAGAAGCAAAAGAGUUUCUUGAAGUCGUGGAGAAUUCUAUGAAGCAGAUGUUGGAAUCUAGAUUGAAACCUGCCAUGGAAAAAACAAAAAUGGAAUAUUUCAUACCACCCAAGGUGACUGAGUUCAAGGAAUUGGAAUCCAACGACCAGACUAGUCUGCAAUCAGUGGAUAUUACAGAGAUUUAUUCUGAUAGCUCAGUCAACCAUGUCAUGUUGCUAGGUGACACAGGUUCUGGAAAAACAACAUUUUCAAUGAGAUAUACAAUGCUGGCUUUGGAAAAAAGGAAUGAAGAUCUUGUCAACAACACGGUUUCAUGUUUAUUGGAAGUUACCUCCUGAUCUCAAAGCCACUUCAAAUCUCGCCCUAGGGGGAUGGGAUAAUGAAACAUUGAAUCUUCUUGCUGGAAAAUUAUUCGGUCCCGAAGCAAAAAGAAUCGUUGGUGAGCUGAGACAGAAAGUACCAUUUCUUAUUUCGAACCCAAUGUUCUUUUUCUACCUGGUCCAAGUGCUGAAGGAUUCCAAAGCAAGUGAUAUUGACACUUUAACAAAUCUGAUGGUUUCUGUUCUGAGAUGCUUUUCGGAAUCUCGUCACGGAAGAACUGUCAAAAGUGCACGAAAACUCAUUGUUGGGAAGUCUGAUGAGCAGAUUCUUUACAGAUUACCAACUUGAGUGUCUUUGUAUAAAUCCAAUGUUUGUGAAUGAAGCAUAACACAUUUAACCUAAUGUAAGUCUAACUGUUAACAAAGAUCUUAAUACAACCAAAUACUCCAAUCAGUUAAAUAGAAAAUAACACAAACAUGUAU
This is a messenger RNA of Styela clava, 1710 nucleotides long. NCBI's taxonomy places the organism in Eukaryota, Metazoa, Chordata, Ascidiacea, Stolidobranchia, Styelidae. The record is from RefSeq and is a predicted model, not a curated record.